Molecule: messenger RNA, 927 nt
Organism: Trichomonas vaginalis G3
Lineage: Eukaryota; Parabasalia; Trichomonadida; Trichomonadidae
Exons: 1
Coding region: 1-927 (308 amino acids)
Source: RefSeq, a predicted model, not a curated record
AUGAUUCUGCUACGAUUUCAUCGAGAUGAUGCAUCAUGGAAUGAAUACUAUCCCCGAGUCAAUAGUCCCACAAUAUAUUCUAAUCGUCAAACUCAGUUAUCCGCAAAUGGAAACAUUUUUGUUACAUUAUCAACAUUUUCACGAAUUUCCAAAGCAAUUGAUAUUGAAAGUGGAAAUCUUCUUGUUACUGACUCGAAAUUUACUUCAUGUUCAGCUCUAAAUGGAGGAGGAAUCUACAUAACUUCAAAUUCUGGUAUUUUUGUUCGUUUGAAUUCAAAUGAUUGCAGCUGCUCGGGCAAUGUUGCCUUUAUUUACUCAAAGUCAUCUAAUUUCUUGGGAAUUUCGAACUCAAUUACACAAGCAAAUGGAAAUGGAUUCAAUGGAAUAUCAAUUAACAAUGGUAAGCAAAAUUUGACGACAACCAAUAUUAGUAAGUCUUAUCAAUUGAUUAAUUCCGCUUAUUUAUUUAAUCAAUGUGAUAUAUCUCAUGGAAAUAUUUCUUUAUGUACAAUCAUAGAUAAUGCAGCUACUCAAAGAGUUUCUUAUUUGGGUUAUCAGCAAUAUCGUAUUAAAUGCACAGUAUAUGCACGAAACAGUGGCUCAGAUUGUAUUAUUUUUGAAAAUUCAAAUGCAUAUUUUCAAAUUGAAAACAGUAUAAUUGUUGAAAACUCUGCACCAUUAUUUUCAAAAAGUCAAAGUGGAAAUGGAGGACUAAUAUAUAAUUCAUAUUAUAGCAAUCCAUCAAUUUCAGAUUAUGGUUGCAUCAUAUCAAAUGAAUUACAUGAAACAAAUACUACAUCCAUGUUCGCCAAGGAAUUUUGUCAAGCUGCAAUAUUUAAACCCUCAACAAUCGAAACUAUUAACUUGGAUGAUGAGAUAGACUUAACUAUCAAUACUUUGAUGCUUUCAUUCAUUUAUUGGACAUGA